Chelmon rostratus (copperband butterflyfish) is the source of this 1710-nucleotide messenger RNA. RefSeq names its product transmembrane serine protease 3a (gene tmprss3a). Gene Ontology annotation, cellular component: membrane. Gene Ontology annotation, molecular function: serine-type endopeptidase activity; protein binding. Lineage: Eukaryota; Metazoa; Chordata; Actinopteri; Chaetodontiformes; Chaetodontidae. The coding region runs from base 1 to 1626 and encodes 541 amino acids. Gene Ontology annotation, biological process: proteolysis. The record is from RefSeq and is a predicted model, not a curated record. The transcript is spliced from 14 exons.
AUGGUCUUAGACAAAGCCCAGCUGAGUGUGGACGAUGGCACGAUGACGAAGAGCUUUGUGGAGAUCACAGAUCCUGCUGCCAACAGUCCUGCUGACACAGCGACUCCCCCCACAGAAGUUAAGGCAGAGGCACCUGAGCACCCGGACCCCUCCAGGAUAGAGGUGGUGUCAGUGACGGAGGAAGACCUCCCCACGGUCGAGACCCCCAACACACUGAACGUCAGCCCCCUGGGCAGCUUUGCGGCUGACCCCCAGUCAGAGGACGAUCCCGCCAAACCUGCGGCCGCCCCCAGCCCCGGCAUGCCAAUCACCAAGGUGCAGCCGUUCAUCCACGAGGAUGACCUGGGGAAAAGCUGGAAGAACCGACUGCUGGCCCACCGCUUGGAGCUGUUGAUCGCCUCGUGCCUCGCCGUCGUGGUCACUCUCGCUCUCGGCGUCGGCCUCGGAGUGGGUCUGAGCUGUGUGGGGAAGUUUCGUUGUGGCUCUUCGUCUAAAUGCAUCAGCAGCUCGGCUCAGUGUGACGGAGACGUUCACUGUGACAACGGAGAGGACGAGCUCGGCUGUGUGCGUCUGAGUGGGAGGAGUUCUGUCGUGCAGGUCCAGAGAGGAGGGGUCUGGAGGACAGUCUGUUCAGAGGGCUGGAACAACUGGUUGGGGGUCUCUGCCUGCAGGCAGCUGGGAUACUCCAGGUACGUGGAGUCGUUCUUCAUCUCUCUGGCCUCCAUUGAGCAGGACCUUCAGUACAACCUGGUGUCCAUCAACCUGAGCCAAUCACAGAUCAUUAAACUCCAGAACGCCACGACCUUCAGUAAGACUGAGUGCAGCUCAGGGAGGGUGGCCACUCUGAAAUGUCUGGAGUGCGGCUCCAGGCCUCAGUACAACACUCGAAUCGUCGGGGGGAACAUCUCGAAGCCGGGGCAGUUCCCCUGGCAGGUGAGCCUCCACUUCAACAGCGAACACCUGUGUGGAGGCUCCAUCGUGACGUCGCGCUGGAUCCUCACGGCAGCUCACUGUGUGUACGGGUUUGCAGACCCCUCCAUGUGGGCGGUCCACGUGGGGCUGACGGAGCAGCCGGUCCACGGGGCUCAGUCCCUGGCUGUGGAGCAGAUCAUAUACCACAGCCGCUACAGGCCCAAAGGACUGGACUACGAUAUCGCUCUGAUGAAGCUGGCCGCGCCGCUUGUCUUCAAUGGCCUCGUGGAGCCCAUCUGUCUGCCCAACUACGGCGAGGAGUUUGAGGAGGGCACCAUGUGCUGGAUCUCUGGAUGGGGAGCGACUGAGGAUGAAGGAGAGACGAGCGUGGUCCUGCGCUCGGCCAUGGUGCCGCUCCUGUCCACUAAGACCUGCAACCAGCCGGAGGUCUACCAGGGCUUCAUCUCCUCCUGGAUGAUCUGUGCAGGAUACCUGGAGGGAGGAACCGACUCCUGCCAGGGGGACAGCGGAGGUCCUCUGGCCUGCGAGGACUCGGUGUGGAAGCUGGUCGGAGCGACCAGCUGGGGAAUCGGCUGCGCCGUGAGGAACAAGCCGGGCGUCUACACUCGCAUUACACAGUCGCUCAGCUGGAUCCGCCAACAGAUGGAGAGAGAAGAGACUCAAAAUCCUCCAACUCUGAGUUCAGACAACUGAAGCUCCUUGUUGCUUCUCACAGGAUUCUGUUUGGAUGUCCACACAUGAAAAACACCGACCAAAAACUAAAGAGAUCAACUCCAG